CUUCACUUGGAAAUCUCCACAACCAAAAAUUAGUAGAAAUAUUUAACCGCAAUAAACCAUGCAUGCAUUUACAAUAAAAAUCCUUGAAACUCUCCUCCUGGCCGGAGUUCUCUCCGGCUUAUUUUCUAGCUCUGCUAAGGCGCAAAACUGCGACUGCGACCUCACCAUCUAUUGCUGCAGCCAGUGGGGCUACUGUGGCAACGGCUACGACUACUGUGGACCUGGAUGCCAAGCAGGUCCUUGCGAAACUUCCUGCGAAGGUACUGGCACUUUAACAGUAAGUGAUAUUGUAACUCAGGAAUUUCUGGAUGGAAUUACAUCGCAAGCCAGUGCCGAUUGCGCCGGUAACGGCUUCUACAGCCGGUCUGCAUUCCUUGAAGCCGCUUCCUCAUUCCCUGACUUUGGCACCACCUGCACCGACGAUGACAGAAAGAGAGAGAUUGCUGCUUACUUUGCCCAUGUCACCCAUGAAACUGGACAUUUCUGUUACAUAGAAGAAAUCAAUGGACAAGCUUACAACUACUGCCAAGAAAGCCAAGAGUAUCCAUGCAAUCCUAACAAGAAGUACUUCGGACGUGGGCCUCUGCAGCUCUCAUGGAACUACAACUACAUCCCCGCCGGGCAGGAUAUCGGCUUCGACGGCUUAAAUGAUCCGGACAUUGUUGCCCGCGACCCGGUCAUCUCCUUCAAGACUUCUCUUUGGUUUUGGAUGAAGAGAGGGGUGCACAACGCCAUAAUUUCCGGCCAGGGCUUCGGAGCCACCAUCAGAAUCAUCAACGGCGGCCUUGAGUGUGACGGCGGCAACCCAGCCCAGAUGAUGGCGCGUGUGGAAUAUUAUAAGUCCUAUUGUGCCCACCUUGGUGUGUCCCCUGGAAAUGAUCUCACUUGUCUCACUAGAACUUUGGCUUUUAGUAAAUAAGUGCGUGCAUGCACGUGCACGUAUGUAUGUUACUAGAUCGGUGGUUGAUGAGAUGCACUAGUGUGAGUUUCGUAUUGUGUAUUUACAUCCCUAAAUAAAUGCCGAUGGUGAAUAAAUAUCUUUAUGUAGAAUGACUGUGUUUUAUUUUAAUUUUUUUUUAAA
Molecule: messenger RNA, 1081 nt
Organism: Dioscorea cayenensis subsp. rotundata (Guinea yam)
Lineage: Eukaryota; Viridiplantae; Streptophyta; Magnoliopsida; Dioscoreales; Dioscoreaceae
Product: acidic endochitinase-like
Exons: 2
Coding region: 59-919 (286 amino acids)
Biological process (GO): chitin catabolic process; cell wall macromolecule catabolic process; carbohydrate metabolic process
Molecular function (GO): chitinase activity; chitin binding
Source: RefSeq, a predicted model, not a curated record